Molecule: messenger RNA, 2372 nt
Organism: Nerophis lumbriciformis (worm pipefish)
Lineage: Eukaryota; Metazoa; Chordata; Actinopteri; Syngnathiformes; Syngnathidae
Gene: eif4e2
Product: eukaryotic translation initiation factor 4E family member 2
Biological process (GO): translational initiation
Cellular component (GO): eukaryotic translation initiation factor 4F complex
Molecular function (GO): translation initiation factor activity; RNA 7-methylguanosine cap binding
Source: RefSeq, a predicted model, not a curated record
AGUCACAACUCUUGGUGUCCUAAUUCUCGCACGUGAGCGCGCGCCUGUAUGCGUGCGCGCUCCAUCCCCAAUGCUGUGCGCGCAUCCGUUGCUGCGGAAUUCAGGGCUGUUGGAGGCUGAGGUCGGCCGACUAAGAAAAUAAUGAACAACAAAUUUGACGCUCUGAAAGAUGACGACAGCGGUGACCACGACCAGGACCAAGGCUCACCGAAAGACAGUGAGAAGGAAAACAAUGAAGACGAGCACCAGGAGCAGAACUCUGCAAAGAAAAAGCAGAUGGUGGUACCAGGGGCAGGUGAGCACCCUCUACAGUACAACUACACAUUUUGGUACUCCAGACGAAACCCAGGUCGACCAGCCAGCACUCAGAGCUACGAGCAGAACAUCAAACAGAUUGGCAGCUUUGCCUCGGUGGAGCAGUUCUGGCGUUUCUACAGUCACAUGAUCCGACCAGGCGACAUAACGGGCCACAGUGACUUCCAUCUCUUCAAAGAAGGCAUUAAACCCAUGUGGGAGGACGAUGCCAACAAGAUGGGUGGGAGGUGUAUCAUCCGUCUGAGGAAAGGCUUGGCGUCGCGCUGCUGGGAGAACCUGAUCCUGGCAAUGCUGGGAGAGCAGUUCAUGGUCGGAGAGGAGAUCUGCGGCGCCGUCGUGUCCGUCAGGUUCCAGGAGGACAUUAUUUCCAUCUGGAACAAAACAGCCGGCGACCGGUCUACCACGACCCGCAUCAGAGAUACACUGCGACGAGUCCUCAACCUUCCCCCCAACACCUUAAUGGAUUACAAGACACACAACGAUAGCAUUAAGUAUAGCCUGGGAAGACUUCCAUGGUCUGAUGAAUCCUAGCGGCGGACGUUAGCCCCCGCAAAGACGCCACAGACCUCUGCAAGGUUCGGAACCGGUCCCCUUGACACUUGCUGAUCUAUUUGAUGACUCAUCACUACAAGCGUCCUUGUCGCCUCCUACUGCAGGUGUGUUUUUACACGUGACGUUGCUGUGGGCGCAAGAAGCCCCUGAGGGGGGGGGUUGAUAACCUCUGCGUGGAUUGACCCAAGCAAGCGACAAGAGACGAGAAAAACGUUCCUUUGUUGUGUCAGCUUGGAGACGAGCAGAAAGCCCUUUGAGCAGAAGACAAGGCGAGGGGAGCAUUAUUUUUAACCUGGAAGCCUCAGAUGUAUUUUUUUACUUUUAUAGCAAGUUAUAAUUCAAGAGUGGACUAAUGACGUUUGCCAAUUUUGUCUAAACGUGGCUAAAUGCAUCAACUUGAAUCUACUGAAGAUGGGAGUUUCAUCAAAAUACUUUGUUUUGGGACUCAACAAAGGUUUUUACCUACAAUUCCUCUAAUCAAUUCCAACUUUUUUUUACUGUUACUGUGUAAAAGUUAUCUGUAAAAGCAGAUCAUUUAGAAAAAAUAAUGACAUCGGUCUCCUAUGAGAACUUAAGGAGGAGCAUCCCAAUGUGGGGCGGACAUACACCUGGCAUCUCAUGAGUGGACCGCCACGCUGCCUGUAUCACUGUGCCUCACGCCAACUAUGUUCCCUAACUGUCAGUCUGGCCUUCACCCACUAGUCCAAGGAAUGGACUACUAUGCUUUAAAGACCUCAAAUGGCAGGCGUAAAGACUAUCUGCUAUUUUGUAGUACAAGUAAUGAAGCUGGGCUUGGAGUCAACGUCACCCAUUGGAAGCUUGCUGGGGAAGCAUCUGUCGUUCGUUGGCAAGCUGCUAACACCACUCAUGUCUGGAAGAGUGUGUGUGCGUGUGCGUGUGCGUGUGUGUGUGCGUGUGUGUGCACGUGCGUGUGCGGCAUGGUUGGAUAUUUGCUUGAUGGAUAAUAGCAAUAAAUGAAAAAUAUGCAGCUGCUGCUAAUCUGUCUGUCAAAUAUGUAGAUUGUCAAAAAGUUCCAUAUAGUAAACUGCUAGUUGUCAAAACAACUUGCAAAAACGUAUUUAUUUGGUCUGAAUAGAGGUGCUAAAUUUUAAUAACUUAUAAGAAAAAAGAUUAAUUUGAUACAUAUAAGACACAUUAAAUAUGUUUAGAAUGUAAUAUAAUAAAAAAAGAUAAUGUCUCAUGAUAUGAGUUGAAAAUGUUUAAUUUUUUAAAACAACAUAUUUCAUUUGACCCAUAAUGACGUCUUCAGCUCAUCUCAAAGAACAUGUAAUUCUGUGGAGAAAUCAAAGAACAGCGUUGUACAAUUUAAUGUAGUCAUGUUUCUUUCAAACUUUUUUAAACUAUACAUACAGUGCACCCGGAAAGUAUUCACAGUGCUUCACUUUUUACACAUUUUAUGUUACAGCUUUAUUCUAAAAUGAAAUAAAUUCAUGUUUGUCCUCAAAAUUGUGCACUCUAUACCCCAUAAUGACAAUGUGAAAAGU